GGUAAAUCAUAUGCAAUGCAUCUGUCCCUUCAACAUCAACUUCCUCCCUAAAUAUCCACCAAUUAUUUAUCUGGAAUUCAAUAAAUGAGGAUUCUGCAAAAACAAACAAGCACUAAACUUGUUGCAAGAAAUAAAAGUGAAGCUUCGAUCAUUCAUGGCUGCAAAUUACGGAUCUUUGAGGCAGAGCUUCGUGGAGCGAGGCAAGGAGAGAUUGGUCUCAAGAAAGCAGAGAUCGGAGGUGGGAUUUGGCGAUUCAUACAUUGUCCGUGAGGGCUGUUUUCAUCGGAUUUUCCGAGUUUCGGGAGAGAGGAUUUCGAGGUUGUGGAAUAAUGUUAAGGGGGCUGUGGUUAAGCUACAUGGAAUGGGAAGAUCUGACCCCAGAAAAGUGGUGUUUGCUCUCAAAAUGGGGGCUUCUUUGUCUCUGGUUUCUGUUCUCAUCUUUUUCAAAGUGCCCUCCAAUUUUAUAAGCCAGAAUGCAGUCUGGGCUAUCCUCACUGUUGUUGUUGUCUUUGAGUUUAGCAUUGGGGCUACCUUAAGCAAAGGAUUGAAUCGUGCGUUAGGAACAUUCUCUGCUGGAGCAUUGGCUCUAGGCAUCGCAGAGUUAUCCGUGAAAGCUGGUGAAUUUCACGAAAUUAUUGUUUUGAUCAACAUUUUCAUUGCAGGCUUUCUUGCUAGUUAUUUCAAGCUGCACCCGGCAAUGAAGCAGUACGAGUAUGGCUUCCGCGUGUUCUUGUUGACAUUUUGUAUUGUGCUAGUAUCCGGAACUUCAAAUUUUUUUCAAACAGCUUUUUCUCGACUGCUGCUUAUCGCUGUUGGAGCUGGUAUUUGUUUGGUUGUAAAUGUAUGCGUGUAUCCCAUUUGGGCCGGGGAAGAUUUGCAUAAACUAGUUGUCAAAAAUUUCAAGGGCGUUGCUAGCUCUAUCGAAGGCUGUGUAAAUAUGUACCUGCAGAGCGUCGAAUACUCGAGGAUUCCCUCUAAAAUCUUGAUCUACCAGGCCUCAGAUGAUCCGUUGUACAAGGGAUAUAGGGCUGCAGUUGAGUCGACUAGCCAAGAGGAGACAUUGUUGGGGUUUGCAGUCUGGGAGCCGCCUCAUGGCCGGUACAAGAUGUAUAAAUAUCCGUGGAGCGAAUACGUGAAAGUGAGUGGUGCUCUGAGGCAUUGUGCAUUCAUGGUAAUGGCAAUGCAUGGAUGUAUACUGUCUGAAAUACAGGCAUCGUCCGAGUUGAGACAAGCAUUCAAGGAUGGGAUUCAGAAAGUUGGGACGGAGGGCACCAAGGUGUUGAGAUUGCUGGGAGACAAAGUUGAAAAGAUGGAGAAACUAUCACCAGGUGAUCCUCUCGAAAAGAUUCACGAUGCAGCAGAGGAUUUGCAGAUGAUGAUCGAUCAAAAAUCGUAUCUUUUGGUGAAUGCAGAGAACUGGGAUGGUGCAAAACCGCCCGAGAAAGCCAUGGAUCAAGAACUGCUUCAGGAGCUCAGAGACAAAGACAACGAAGAGAGGCAUGCGGUGAUCAACUCUCUAGGCGAUGGAGCUCAUUUGAGAUCCUAUCAGACGAUAAGGAACCAAGAGCCCCAUCUCGCUAGCAUGAGCAUGACUCACUCCUUUUCGCAGGACGGGUCCGGAGAGGACUUGCUCAGGCAGCAGUCUAUGUGGCCAUCGCGUAUUUCAGUUUUGGGCGAGACCUACUUGAAUGAGCGUGAAGUAAGGACGUAUGAGAGUGCAAGCGCGCUCUCCCUUGCAACUUUCACGUCUCUCUUGAUAGAGUUUGUAGCUAGGCUGCAGAAUCUGGUGAACUCGUUUGAGGAGCUUUCUGAGAAGGCUAAGUUCAAGGAGCCUGUUGAUUCAGCUGAGAAAAAGGAGGAUGUUGGAUUCUGGUCUCGCACGCUCAAGUUCGUGUGCUGCAAAGAUUGAUGCAAGGUUAUAAUAAAUUCGUAAAGUCGUUUCUUUGCAAUAACACGAUGCAUCAGACAUGAUCAUAGGCCAAAUACAAGCAGCAGAAGGUCUGGUUUUUUGGUGUUACAGAAUAACAUGAUGUGAAUAUUAGGAAGAAUCUGUUUUUUAGCCUAAAGCUAGCAAAUCUCUAAGAAACACAUAAAUUUUUAGUCCUAUGUUUGUCACUUGGAAAGCAUUUAUUCUUUUAUUUCUUGAAAAACUAUGUAGCUGUUUGUCUAAAACAUGUACUAUAAUCUACUGGUUUCUUACAUACUCUA
Messenger RNA from Salvia hispanica, 2208 nucleotides. Its product is annotated as aluminum-activated malate transporter 4-like. Gene Ontology annotation, biological process: malate transport. The record is from RefSeq and is a predicted model, not a curated record. Lineage: Eukaryota; Viridiplantae; Streptophyta; Magnoliopsida; Lamiales; Lamiaceae.